AUGCAACAGGGCCUUCUUCGCCCUCUCCACCUCUUCGCUGUUAGAGCAAGUGAUUCCCACAACGGUAACCAUGUGGGUCCACUCCACAAGCUUGGCCUCUCCGACGCAAAAUGCGAAUCCGCCGUUGUUGCCGGUAACGUCCCGGAGGCACCUCUGGUUCCCCCUAAACCGGCUUCUUCGGUUGGAACUCCCGUCGUCCCUUCACUUCCACUUAACAGGCAUCCUCGACGCAACCGGAGGAUGUCGGCGCUGAGGGAAGCUUUUCAAGAGACGACAAUAUCGCCUGCGAAUUUCGUGUAUCCACUUUUCAUUCAUGAAGGUGAGGAGGACACUUUAAUUGGGGCUAUGCCGAGAUGCUACAGGCUUAGAUGGAGGCAUGAACUUGUGCAAGAGGUUGCAAAGGCACGGGAUGUUGGUGUUAAUAGUAUGGUGCUUUUUCCUAAAAUUCCAGAUGCCUUGAAGUCUCCCACAGGAAAUGAAGCAUACAAUGAUAAUGACUUAGUGCCUCGGUCAAUACGUUUGCUUAAGGAUAAGUUUUCAGACCUUGAAGGAAACAAGACAAAAUUUAAUGCAGAUGAGUGA
This is a messenger RNA of Arachis stenosperma, 582 nucleotides long. RefSeq names its product delta-aminolevulinic acid dehydratase 1, chloroplastic-like. Gene Ontology annotation, molecular function: zinc ion binding; porphobilinogen synthase activity. Gene Ontology annotation, cellular component: cytosol. Gene Ontology annotation, biological process: heme biosynthetic process. The coding region runs from base 1 to 582 and encodes 193 amino acids. The record is from RefSeq and is a predicted model, not a curated record. The transcript is spliced from 6 exons. NCBI's taxonomy places the organism in Eukaryota, Viridiplantae, Streptophyta, Magnoliopsida, Fabales, Fabaceae.